Corvus hawaiiensis (hawaiian crow) is the source of this 8884-nucleotide messenger RNA. It is a transcript of the gene PCDH11X, whose product is annotated as protocadherin 11 X-linked. Bases 803 to 4540 code for a protein of 1245 amino acids. Gene Ontology annotation, cellular component: plasma membrane. The record is from RefSeq and is a predicted model, not a curated record. The transcript has 8 exons. Gene Ontology annotation, molecular function: calcium ion binding. Gene Ontology annotation, biological process: homophilic cell-cell adhesion. NCBI's taxonomy places the organism in Eukaryota, Metazoa, Chordata, Aves, Passeriformes, Corvidae.
GCGGCGGCUGCCCCGCGGGGGGACCCCGCGCUCCGGUGCCCGCAGCCGCCCGGCGAGGGAAGAGCUGCCGGGCUGCGCUGCGGAGCCGCACCGAGUUCAGAGUCUCUCCGCGCAACUUGGGUUACGCGGCCGGACCUCUGCGGACUGGUGCGGGGCUUCCAGGGCGCGAUUGCCUUUCCAUCGUCUCGCGGCUGCAAAAGCAGAUAAUUGACUAAACCCAACAGAAAUAAAACAAACUCAGGCUACCUAAAAGUUAGGAUACCUUUUCUUUUUCCCCCUUUCUUUUGCAAUUUUAUUCCCUAUGUGGAAGUCGAGUGUGAUUCGUGCUCGGCACACUGCAUGGGAAGAAGCGGCUGGUGCUUUGGAUCGAGGAUUUGCUGUUGCAAAGCGAUCUAACUUCCAUGCACUGGGGCAGCCUUCGGUACUCUAAAACGCCUUGAUGAUGUGCUGAGGAGCCCAUGUAGAUUGGCAUCUUGUGCAGAGAAGGCACUGAAGGCAAAGGAGGGGAGAAGAUGUUCAAGUUUAUUGAACCGAAGCAGAGCAGAGGACAGUAGAUACUAUCAGCUCACCCUUGCAUUCUUUUUGUGCUCUGAUAUAUUCUGGCAUAGAGAACUGAGCCGCAAAGAGCACCUUCUUCAAGCCAUACUGAAGGGAAGCCUAAAGACAACAAAAAGAUUUAAGUGAAAGAUAAAUUUUAACUUUGUGCUGGUCUGCAGUGGAAGUAGCAUUGAUCCGCUAGAUUGCACAGGUCAAAAGAGCUACUCCUGGUGUUCUACACGAAUACUCAUUAGUCAUUCUGGAGAUGGACUUGCUGUCUGGAACCUACCUCUUGGCAGUCUUGUUGGCCUGCAUUGUAUUCCAAUCUGGCGCACAGGAGAAGAAUUACACCGUGCGGGAAGAACUGCCUGAAAAUGUCCUCAUUGGCAAUCUGCUCAAGGAUCUCAACCUAACGCUGGACCCGGACGUGCCCCUGUCCUCCCCGCUGCAGUUCAAGCUCGUCUACAAGACUGGGGAUGUGCCCCUGGUGAGGGUGGAGGAGAACACUGGGGAGAUCUUCACGGCUGCCAACCGCAUCGACCGCGAGAAGCUGUGCGCCGGCAUCUUCAGCGAGAACCGCUGCUUCUACGAGGUGGAGGUGGCUGUUCUGCCCGACGAGGUUUUCAGACUCGUCAAGAUCAGGUUCCUAAUUGAGGAUAUAAAUGACAACGCCCCCCUUUUCCCCUCAACAGUUAUUAACAUCUCUAUCCCUGAGAACACAGCCAUUAAUUCCCGCUACUCUGUCCCGUCUGCCAUCGACCCAGACAUCGGGGUGAAUGGUAUCCAGCAUUAUGAGCUCCUCAAGCCCAAAACAGCUCCGAAAAGGACAUUUGGACCCAUUACAAAUGACCAGGGUCAAAAUGUAUUUGGUCUUGACAUAACUGAGACACCUGAGGGAGAUAAGUGGCCUCAACUGAUUGUCCAGCAGAUCCUGGAUAGGGAGCAGAAGGACACCUAUGUGAUGAAAAUCAAAGUUGAGGAUGGUGGGAGCCCCCCGAGGUCCAGCACUGCCAUCCUGCAGGUCACAGUGACCGAUGUCAACGACAACCGCCCGGUGUUCAAAGAGAACGACAUCGAGGUCAGCGUGCCAGAAAAUGCCCCAGUGGGCACCUCUGUCUCCCAGCUCCAUGCCACCGACGCAGACCUGGGCUCAAAUGCACAGAUCCACUUCUAUUUCAGCAAUCAGAUCUCCAGCCUGGCCAAAAGGCUCUUUGCCAUCGAUAACACCACUGGCCUCAUCACCAUCAGGGAACCACUGGACAGGGAGGAAUCUCCUGUGCACAAAUUAACUGUUUUGGCAAGCGAUGGCAGCUCAACGCCAUCAAGAGCAACAGUGACUGUUAAUGUCACAGAUAUUAAUGACAAUGUCCCAUCUAUAGACACGAGGUACAUCAUCAAUCCGGUGAAUGGGACGGUGCUUUUGUCUGAGAAGGCUCCCCUUAAUACAAAAAUUGCGUUGAUAACAGUGAUGGACAAGGACGCUGAUCAGAAUGGGAAAGUUACCUGUUUUACAGACCACGAUGUCCCUUUCAGGCUAAAACCAGUGUUUGAUAAUCAGUUUCUCCUGGAGACAGCCACGUUUCUAGACUAUGAAGCGACACGGGAAUAUGCCAUCAAAAUUGUGGCUUCGGAUUCGGGGAAGCCUCCCUUAAACCAGUCUGCAAUGCUCCUGAUCAAAAUUAAAGAUGAAAAUGACAAUGCCCCAGUUUUCACACAGCCUAUCAUAGGUCUUUCCAUCCCUGAAAACAACGCUCCUGGUACUCAGCUAACCAAGAUCAGUGCUACGGAUGCCGACAGCGGGCGGAAUGCUGAGAUCAGCUACAUCCUGGGUUCCGAUGCGCCCCCAAUAUUCAACCUGGACCGCCGUACAGGCAUCCUGACAGCAGUGAGAAAGCUGGACAGAGAAAAGCAAGACAGGUACUCUUUCACUGUGCUGGCUAAGGAUAAUGGGAUGCCACCUUUGCAGACCAAUGCUACCGUGACGGUGUCGGUGCUGGACCAGAAUGAUAACAGCCCUGCUUUCACACAUAAUGAAUAUAAUUUCUAUGUGCCAGAAAACCUGCCCAUGUAUGGCACAGUGGGGCUUAUCACAGUUACGGAUGCUGAUGCGGGAGACAACGCUGCGGUCACUCUCUCUAUCUUAAAUGGUAGAGAUAAUUUCAUUAUAGAUCCACUUACUGGUGUAAUAAGACCUAAUAUAACCUUUGAUAGGGAGCAGCAGGGGUCAUACACUUUCCAGGUGAAAGCAGUGGAUGGAGGAAGACUGCAGCGUUCCUCAACUGCCAAAGUGACCAUCAAUGUUGUUGAUGUAAAUGAUAACAGGCCUGUUUUUGUUAUUCCCUCAUCUAAUUAUUCCUAUGAGUUGGUCCCAACGUCAGCCAGCCCAGGUUCUGUAGUUACUAAAGUCUUUGCAGUUGAUAAUGACACGGGAAUGAACGCAGAGCUCCGCUAUAGCAUCAUAGGUGGGAACUCCAGGGGCUUGUUUACCAUUGACCAAUUAACAGGCAAUAUUACUUUGAAAGAGAAGGUGAUUACAUCAGAUCAUGGCUUGCACAGACUGGUGAUCAAAGUGAAUGACCUGGGACAGCCGGAGUCUCUUUACACGAUAGCUCUUGUGCACUUGUUUGUGAACGAGACGGUCACCAACAGCUCCUAUGUGCAAGAGUUGGUGCGUAGGAAUAUGGAAACUCCAGUUGGCCAGAACAUUGGGGAUGGUGAGAUAACCCCACAGACCAAUGAUUAUGUCAAGAUCAUCAUUGCCAUUAUUGCAGGCACCAUGACAGUUAUUCUGGUAAUUUUUGUUACCGCUUUAGUCCGGUGCCGCCAGACGCCCAGGCACAAGGUUGUCCAAAAAAAUAAGCAGAGUGGUGAAUGGGUUUCCCCCAACCAAGAGAAUAGGCAGAUCAAGAAAAAGAAGAAGAAGAAGAAGCGCUCUCCAAAAAGUCUCCUCCUCAACUUUGUGACUAUUGAAGAAUCUAAGCCUGAUGACCCUGGCCACGAGCACAUAAAUGGCACUUUAGACAUUCCCGUAGAGCUAGAAGAACAGACUAUGGGAAAGUAUAACUGGGCCACCACACCAACCACAUUUAAACCUGAUAGCCCAGACUUAGCAAAGCACUACAAGUCUGCUUCUCCGCAGCCUACCUUUCAAAUUAAACCCGAGACUCCUGUACCCCCCAAGAAGCACCAUGUCAUUCAGGAAUUGCCUCUAGAUAACACCUUUGUGGUGGGCUGUGACUCACUUUCCAAGUGUUCAUCCAGCAGCUCGGACCCUUACAGUGUUUCUGAAUGCAGCUGUCAAGGAGGCUUCAAGACCCCAGGCCCCAUACACACCAGACAGCACACAAAGGAAGUGGGAAGGCCACAAACUCCUUUGAAAGAAACAACCUUGGAGCCCUGGACUCAGCCACAGCCCCAGCGCCGUGUCACGUUCCACCUGCCAGAUGGCUCCCAGGAAAGCUGCAGUGACAGUGGGCUCGGAGACCACGAGCCCACGAGCGGGGCCAGCACGUCCCACCCGCUGCCCCUGGGCUUCCCCCAGGACGAGUUCUACGAGCAGGCGUCCCCCAACAGCCGCACGGAGGGCGACGGCAACUCGGACCCCGAGUCCACUAUCGAAGUGAAUCUGCAGAAAGCUCUGGCCGAAGCCUCUGAAAACUGCACGCAGGAGUGUCUGAUCCUCGGCCACUCCGACAACUGCUGGAUGCCGCCGGCUCUGACGCAGUUCCAGCAGCCCAACACCUCUUUGCCAUCGUUUGGCUUCCAGCAAGGCUGGGGCCGAGGAGCCAGACCUGAGGGACGGCACACUCUUGGGAGGCCCCUGCCAAAGGACGACAGUGACAAAGGCCAGGGGGGGCCCAGGCCCCAGUUCUACAACACCUGCGAAAGACAUUGCGCCAGCGAGGAUCCCGUCAAGGUCAUUCCUCUGGCAAACUUCGCCGCGUCCCACCAGGCACCGGGGCCUGGGAGCAACACCACGUUUAUACACGAGCACCAGCUGUAGAUGCGUAGCUGACAAAUCCCUAAUUCGAGGCUUUAAGAGUGACUGUGUAUAGUCACAGCCUAACGCCGUUGCUCGGGCGCGUACAAACUUGUUAGGCUUGUGAAUAUUUGUGUAUAUAGAAUCCUAAAUCUGAAACAGAAAAUCUAAAUCCUUAUUACCUGGUUGAAAGGUGUUUACCAUAGUUCUUGGUAAAAUCCAGAAAAUGGGGAAGAGAACCCACAACCCAGAAACAAUCAGAAGGAAAACAAAAUCCUGUUCAUUUUCUUACAUGGGCCAUGUAGUGCAAGUAUCUGCCAGCAGUUCUUCCUCCCUUUGAAGGCAAUUCCUUAGUACGGUUUGGGGAAUAUUGCAGUCUAAAAAUAGCUUACUCAAAUUUUUCUUUGUUGUUAUAAUUUAUAGCAUAUUCAUAGAUUUCAUCUUCCAUUUGCUUAGCAUUAGAGAUCAAGGGAGCAAUUCUCAUUUGAUUACUUGACAUAAUAGAAUUAAUAAGAUCCUAAAAUCUAAUUCUUUAGAAGGAUGGUAUAUCUUCCCACCAAAAUUUAUCUUUUAUAUAAUUAAGAAGGAAAAUGUAUGUGACAACUGAUUUUUAUUUUAAUUUUUAUUGGCUCAAUGUAUAGGUAUUUAUUCUCUGAAAGAAUGCGAUAGAUGAAAUAGAAAGAUCUCAACUAGGCUUUUCUGUGUGAAAUAAACAACACGACAGUAAGAGGAUAUGCAAGAUCAAAACUGGAAAAAAAUAAUAAACAACUCAAUUUUUUUAAUUUCCAAGAUUUUCCUUUCUAUAAUAAUUGAAGGAACAAUAUUCUACUUACUAUGUUUUUCAAGCCAUAAGUCUAUUUCUCUUUAGUUUUUUUUUCAUCUUGCAGAGCUUGCUUUGGCUACUGUUCCUGUUAGUUGAAAAUUACAUGGGCACUGCUGAAAACAGUAGGAAGUGGGGUAGUUUUUUUGGCUGAUGUGAUGUCGUGGCUGCAAGCUACCGGUGUUUUAAAGAAUAUUAUAGUGAUGUGUACGGCUUUUUUUACAGCUAUAUUCACCUCUUGUAAGUAUUCAGUAAAAGUUUAACUAUAAUAUUAGUUACUUCAUCACAAACCUGUGAGAUUAAGAAGUACUUGUCAUUGUGGAUUAGUUGUUAGAGAAUGACUGAUAGUGCUCAGCAAAGAAAGAAGGAUCUAGGUAAUGGGAGUUGGAUAAAUAUAAACACAAAUUAAUCAUAUUAUUUGAGAAAGUCUCAAGGUGAUUCUCUUUAAAGAGGAAGGAUUUUUUUCAGUGUUCUGUGUGCUGGAGAAUAUAUUCUCUUGGUAAAUUCCACAGUGGAUGGAAAGGAGAUUCCUUUCUUAGAUGAAAAAAACGUAUUUUCCUUCUAGUAUUUCCUUCUCAUACUUUGUUGGUCUUUAGCCAUUUCAUCAUUUGCAGUAUGUACAUGCCAAGAAUUUUUUUCCUUUAAGAAAAUGCAAACCUUUUUUGUUUUAUUGCUACAUUAAGUGAGACAAUCGAAGUUGUAUGGAGGGAAAAACAGUGUGUGAAUAUUUCCUAUGGGUAGAACUCUAUGUAGGCUUCAUAAUGUAACUUAAAUCUGUAAUUUAUAAACAAAACUGUGUGUAAAAAUGCUGUAAUAUUAGCUGCUUGUAAAAUUUACAGAAGUUCAAGUUGUUGAGGGUUUCCAAUUAAUGCUAAAAGAGCUUCUCUUAUGUGCCCAGCAGGUAUAAGUAGCUUUAUAUAUUGCUGUCCCCACUGUAAAUCUAUUCCAACCACAUUUAGAUUUUAUGUGCAAAAUAAAAAAAUAAAAAAAAAAAAAAAAAAACCAAACUUCACUUUUAACCUACUGAUAGGGUUUGAUUAAUGGACAUCAGAUUAUCUAAUGAUGUACUUCUUUUGCUUUCUUUUGUUUUUUUAAGUAGUUUUCAAUAACGUUUAGAAAAGAUGUGGCACAUUGGCUUCCAGUUGCAUGUAAAUCCUGGAAAAAAAAUUAUAAUCCUUUGGGUACUGACACACAAUUGCUGAGACAUCUCAUUUCUAAUUCCAGGACAAUUAAAAAGUUGACAAAUUAAUUCAUACCUAAUGUAUACAAAGCCCUUUGUUGUUUGCUUUGGAGGCAUCACGAGGAGAGAAUUCGGCAGUUCUUUUCAGGGAUAUGCAAAAACUAAGCUUAUCUGUAGUUUACACAGAUUUACCAAACAUCCUAAUUGUGCAAAUUGAGAAUAAUGCUGACAGUAAUGCCUUCCUAUUGUAAGCAGAGGUCUUCAGUUUUUAUUACAGAGCACUGCUAUACCCAAUGUUUAAGGAAUUGGCGUCUCCAUUGGAAAACUCUCCUUUUUUUUUUUUUUUUUAUUUUGCCUGCAACAGUUCUUUUGGGGAUGAAAAUUGUUGCUGAAAUUUUCUGGCAAGGAAUAAAUUUCUACAAUAUUAGGAUUUUUAUAUUUUAUAGGAGAAAGUGAAGGAUCCAGAAUUGGUGGGGUUUUUUCACUGGUAGGGGAAAAAACCCCAACAAACUUUGCUUUAUUUAAAUGUUAUGGGGCUCCUUUAGUUUUUUUCCCCUAAGGUGGAGAAGCACUUACCCAUCCCCCUUCCCUUGAAAACAAAUAAACAAAAACCCAACAAAACACCCAAACCAAACAACAAUAAAAAAAUACUUAAACAAAAUGCAUUAUAAAGAUGAGUCUGAUAUAAGAAAUAUUAAACAUUAUAUCCAUGAAAAUGUGUUUGAUAUUCUAAAAUUCAGUCAAGAAGAUGCAGAACAAUUAAUUGUAAAUACACAUUGUAUCAGGAGAUAAAUUGUUACCUCGUUUUUAUAUAUUAUGUAUAUAAUAUAUAAAAAUACACCUUUGAGGCGACAUUUCUGAGUAGCAUGUCAGUAUCCAGAGGAAUGAUGUUACUAGAGACUCUUUACACAUCUUGCCAUAUAUAUAAAUAAUUUAUCUAGUACAUAGACUGUAUAUUUUUGUGUAUUUUUUUUUUUAUUUUUUAGUCAUUUAACUUAUUUUAUCUUACUUGUGUGGAUUUGUGGAGAAAACAAUUCUAUAUACAAUAUACAGUAAAAUGCUAGUUACAUGAUUAGAUUUGUUCCAUACGGUGUAACAAUAAAGGAAAACCUUUGCCUUCAAAGUGAUGUGUCACACAGUCUAGUCUAGAUUAUUUCCCCCUCUAACUCAUGCUUGUUGCACUCCUGAGCAUCAAAGUUACGGGUAGCACUGGCAAAAAGGAUUAUUUCCGUAUUGUAAAGCAGUCGCUGCUAAAAUAAAAAACAAACAAAUAAAAAAAAAAAAAACCAAAAAAACAGUUAAAAGAAAGAAUCGAGUCAAAAUGUUUGAAGUAAAAGAUGCUGUUUCUUUGUUUUCCUGAGCUGUGCUGUAUUCUGAAGCGUAACUUAAUUCUAAAGAAUAAUUAGGCCUGUCUGCCUGGCCAGACAGAGACUGCAGAGCACCUGCUCUCCCCGGGCCGGGAGCUGGCCAGAUGCAGGUCAUUUAGCUAAUUAGCAUGGCAAUGAGCCCGUGCUAAUAGGGCCUGAGGAUUUAUGAAAGUUAGCACGAGGCAGCUCGACACAGCAUCGGUUCUGUGGUGUUGAGCCCAGCCAGGGCUCUGGCUGGAGCAGAGCAGUCCCUUUGCAUCCUUGACCCUGGUGCGCCUGGAUCUGCUGGGGAUUUUUGUCAGAGAAGGGAAACUUGGCUCUGUUGUAUCCUGACCAAGCUGUGGUCCACAGGGAACUCCAUCAGCCCAAACCACCACUACCCCCCUGCUUCCCACAUGGUCGAGCCAAAGGCAGACACCUAAAUGUUUCCAUUGGUAAUGGCUGAGGAGCUCAAGGUCGUUUGAGUCAAGCUGACAAAGUCUUUAAAGUUGGAAAAUUUAGGCUUGGUUUUAUUUGAUUUCUCAUGUUUUCCUUUUGCAGGUUUAAUACCGACCCUUAAUCAAUGAUAAGCAAUUAAAUGAUCACACUGCAGCUUGCUACCCUCAUUUAGCUGGGUAAAUAAACGGGAAGGAAUUGGUUUGUGCAGACACAAAGUAAAGUUGAAGGCAAAGAUUUUAUUUGGUAUACAUAGGAAAAUUGUGUAUAACUUAUGUUAUCCCUAGUGAAGAAAGAGAUUGACGAUUUCUUGUAAAUAUUUGAGUUUGUAUUUCUGGGAAAUCUCCCUGCUCUAUGGCAUACUACAGGAUCUGAGAGUGAGCAGUGUAUGUCUAUGUAUUGAAACAGCCCUAACCACACUACAAGUAAUGCAGCUGGACAUCAUAUGCUACAGUCCAGCAGCAUUUAAAGUCCAGUAAAUUUGCAGUAGUUCUAUUUCAGGUUUCUGUACAGCAUGUUGUCUUGUUAAUUACAAUGCUUAUUAAUAAACUAGAUCCACAAAAGCA